Messenger RNA from Penicillium atrosanguineum, 1746 nucleotides. RefSeq names its product MFS transporter. NCBI's taxonomy places the organism in Eukaryota, Fungi, Ascomycota, Eurotiomycetes, Eurotiales, Aspergillaceae. The record is from RefSeq and is a predicted model, not a curated record. Gene Ontology annotation, biological process: transmembrane transport. The transcript is spliced from 11 exons. Gene Ontology annotation, cellular component: membrane. Gene Ontology annotation, molecular function: transmembrane transporter activity. The coding region runs from base 1 to 1746 and encodes 581 amino acids.
AUGUCGCGGCCGAUCUCACCGCCGGCCACUCGCGCCGAGCACGAACCCGGAACCGAAACGCAGAUGGAAAAGAUGCGCGAGGGUGGAAGUCCACGCCGCUCGACGGAUGAGAGUAAUUCUGAUGAUGGAUUGGAACAGGGGAAUAAGGAAAAUGAAGAGGACGGGGCGUUUGCGCCGAUUGCGGGCCCCGCGACACAUGAGGAUCGCGGGACGCUACAGAAGAUGAGAUCUAAUGCGUCGCGGUCGUUGCAGCGGAGUUGGUCGUUGAAUGAUGGGGUUAGUAUUAGUGGGGAGGAGUUUGGGGAGGGGAAUGCCGAGGAUGGAGAAGAUAAUGGGUUCGUUGUUGUGUGGGAGGAGGGCGAUGUGUUGAAUCCGAGGAACAUGAAUAAGGGGAGGAAGUGGUUGAUCGUUAUUAUUGUUUCGAUGGGGUCUCUUUGUGUGACUUGUACGUCGUCGAUGUAUACUACGACGUAUACCCAGUUGAUGAAAGAGUUUGGGUGCUCGCAGGAGGUUGCGACGCUAGGAUUGUCCUUUUUUAUUUGGGGUCUAGGAGUGGGACCGCUUUUCCUGAGUCCAUUAUCUGAGUUCUAUGGUCGGAGAAACAUCUAUAUUGUCUCGCUCUCACUGUUCCUGAUUUGGAUCAUUCCCUGUGCGGUUGCACAGAACAUCCAGACUAUGAUCAUUUGUCGCUUCUUCAAUGGAUUGUCAGGAAGUGCUUUCCUCAGUGUUGCUGGUGGCACUGUGGGUGAUCUGUUUGAUCGACAUGAGCUUGCUUUCCCAAUGAUGCUCUAUACUGCAAGCCCAUUUAUUGGACCUGAAAUUGGACCUCUUGUCGGUGGAUUUAUUAACACAUUCACAACAUGGCGAUGGACAUUCUAUGUCCUUCUUAUCUGGACUGGUGUGCUGCUCGUCUCGAUCGUGCUUUUUGUCCCGGAGACAUACCAUCCGGUGCUCUUGAGGCGCAAGGCGCAAAAACUCCGCAAGGAGACCGGAGAUGACCGAUGGAUUGCCCCAAUCGAAAAGAUGCAUCGAACAAUAGCGCAGACCGUUCUACGAUCUAUGUAUCGCCCUAUUCUCCUUUUGGUCCUAGAGCCUAUGUGCCUGAAUCUGUGUAUCUUUUCCGCCAUCUUAUUGGGUAUCCUCUACCUCUUCUUCGGAGCAUUCCAAUUGGUCUUCGAAAGCGUAUACGGCUUUUCAUUAUGGCAACGAGGUCUCUGCUUCCUGGGUCUCUUUGUCGGCAUGGUUUUCGCAAUCAUUUCUGAUCCCCUUUGGCGGCGGAAUUAUGAGCGUCUGGAACGAAAUUACCAGAAAGCCACUAAUAAGCCGGACGAGUUUCAGCCCGAGUGGCGACUGCCUUCAGCGAUUCUGGGUGGGCCCCUGGUGACCAUUGGAUUGUUCAUCUUUGCUUGGACAAUUUAUCCCGACGUGCACUGGAUUGUUCCCAUCAUCGGUAGUGCUGUAUUUGGCGCAGGGACUAUCCUGGUCUACGCAGGCAUCUUCACCUUCCUAGUCGAUGCCUAUCCUACCUUCGCAGCCAGCGCCCUAGCAGCGAACAGCUUCACCCGGUCAACAUUUGGAGGCGUAUUUCCUCUGUUUGGGAUCCAAAUGUACAAUAACCUGGGUUACCAUUGGGCAACUUCGCUGUUGGCUUUCCUGACCUUGGCAAUGGCUCCUUUCCCGUACAUCUUUUUCAAGUACGGUCCUCGUAUUCGCAAGAAGAGUCGUUUUGCGACUCAGCAGAUGUGA